Entelurus aequoreus (snake pipefish) is the source of this 2067-nucleotide messenger RNA. Its product is annotated as transmembrane protein 132C-like. NCBI's taxonomy places the organism in Eukaryota, Metazoa, Chordata, Actinopteri, Syngnathiformes, Syngnathidae. The record is from RefSeq and is a predicted model, not a curated record. Bases 322 to 2067 code for a protein of 581 amino acids. The transcript has 8 exons.
CAGAGUGCACGCAGGCACAAUCCACGGUUUGGUUCCCAGCGUGGAAAGUUGAGAGACCCCACUACCCCCACAGGUGUCUCGGCACGAGCAGGAAAGGCACAUUUUUGGUGAAGCGCAAUACUUUUAUUUAUUUUUUUCCCCAUCAAACCCGCAAACUAAACAGGUAAGAAAACACGCUGCGUAUUUACGCGGAGCCGACAUUUACGACUCCAUUUAUUCCCGACGUCGACAUGCGCGAUGAUGUUUCUUAUGUGCGUUUUUCUUUGGAUUUUUUUUUUAAUUUAUUUUUUUUAGGUCGUGCACUUUCUUUGCCUCCUGUAAAUGACAUGGCACACCGAGCAGAGUCGCUCACUUUCAAACGGAGAGCAGCCGCAGCUCCAUCAGAGGAUCGAUCCCGUGCCAAGUAGUGCGCUUUUUCGGGGGAGUGAUCCUGCGGCUCUGCCCGAGCGACAAGAGCUAACACGCGGGGGAAGACAUGGAGCGGCUCCGGUGCGUGAGGCUCGCAGCACUUUUGUGCACAGUGGUAGACAGCAAGGUGAUCCUAGAGGGCCUGCAGAGGAGGCAAACCAGGAUUUAAUGAGGAAUUCCAGCCUGCAGGCCCGCACAGAGUCCUUCUUCAUCCAGCAGGCUCGCCACAUGCCCUAUGUCAAUGCUAGCUAUGGGCCGCUAUCUGUCCAACAGCCCGUCCCACUAGAGAUGUUACAAACACAGCCCGGACCGUUCAACCAGCAUAUUUUCAUUUCACCAGCAGAGCCAACGUCAGCGUCACUGUCGCCGCUCUUUACGUUUAACUGGAAAAUUCACACCUACAUCAUCAAUGAGAGGAUUCACCCCAGCUGGCCCAAGGUCCAAGUGUUAUUCUAUGUCGCAGGGAGGGACUGGGAUGACUACAGCGCCAUCCAAAAGCUGCCUUGCAUAAGAAUGUUCGCCUUCCAUGAGACCCAGGAGGUGCGGGGUACAUGUAGGCUGAAAGGGGAACUAGGGAUUUGUGUUGCGGAGCUGGAACCCCUUGCAAGCUGGUUCAGCCCACCCACUGUUAGGCCAGGUCGUCAGAGAGUGUCGGAGCAGGCCGAGGGCACACCUGUGGAGCUUUAUUACACGCUUCAAACCACCAACAGCGGUGACUGCAGCGCCGAGGACUCAAGGAAAGGCAGUACGAUGCGCACAGAGCAGCACGGUCCGAUGGGAUACUCUGCCGGGCACACGGCGAUGCAACGCAUUGGCAGCGUCAGGCUCUUUCAGCCGCUAUUGGAGCUGAAGCUUGACAGUAACUUUCUGGUCAUGGUGCCCUCUAAACCCAUCCGUCAGAGAGAAACCGUCUCUGCUUUUCUGGCUCUGUCGACACUUUCCUCCGUGCAGAUCUUCACCCUCAGGGUGAAGCUGAAGGACGGAGUGGCGUUCUUGGGGGCCAGAGCCAGUAACCCCGUGGUGUGGACGGUGAGUCAGGAUGUCAGAAGUGAAGGUCACAGAGUCGUCACUCUGCACUGUCGAAGGAAGGAGAGCAGCUUCGGUCAAAGAGAGGAGGCGAUGGGCUACCAGAGAGUGUUGCAGGUGGAUCUGGAGGUGAACGGGCUGAUGGCGCCUGAAGGUGGCAGAGAGGUGACUUGGCAGGUGGAGUAUCCGCUCACCCGCACCCAGACCAGUGAGGUGCAGACCCUUAUCCGCCUAGCACCGCAGGACCUUGGCGGCAUCGUGCCACUAGCAAUGGACACAGAGAUCCUUAAUACAGCUGUCCUCACUGGACGUACAGUCGCUGUGCCUGUAAAGGUCGUCACUGUGGGAACAGACGGGACGGUCUCUGAUGUGACCGAGUCGGUGGAAUGCAGGUCAACAGAUGAGCUGGUUAUUAAGCUGCCCGAGUUCUGGGAAACUUCUGCGACCGCAUGGUUUGCCCAGGCGGAGGCACAGUUUGCCCUGCGUGGUAUCACCGAGGACGACACUAAGUUUUAUUAUGUCGUGUCCUCCCUCGGCAGCGCGACGGCGACCAAAGUGGUUAACGCCCUUACGCACCCACCGGAGAGGAACAAGAACCUCACGGGCUUGGCGAUUGCAAGCCCUCUGAACUAA